AUGUCGCAUAUUAAACUAUAUAAUUUUAUAUUAAUAUUUUUGUGUAUUACAUCGAACAUUUUUUCAGUUUUAUCAAAAUUAUCAAAAUUAGAGAAUGAUGUCAACAAUGCAGUACGUUCUAGUAUAUUUACCGGUGAUAAUUUGUCAUAUAGUAUUAAACUGCGUCAGUACAUAAUUCUGUAUGGAUAUUUGGUUCCAACUGCAGCUACAGAAACCAAUACAGAUAUGUACAUGAGUGUAUUUUAUAUUUAUACGAACUGUUCAUUUGCUGAAUGGCUUCAGAAUAAACUAUUUAAAUUUAUCGAAAAAUUCCCAAUAUUUUAUCAAACGAAAUUUCAAAACACUACAAAUAAUGAAUUUAUCAAACCUUUUGUAAGACCUAAUCUAAUUGAUAAAUUAAUUGAAAUCGACUCUUUUGUUAAACGCUCCAUAAAUAUUUUACUGCACAAUUUUUUACAUCUCACUAAACAGAGAGAUUAUGAUACGUCGUUAUUAAAAACAAUGUUAUUACUACAAUUUAGAAUUCACUUUUUGACGCUCCCUGUAGAUACCAAACAACCACCAACAGAUGAUGUAGUAGUUCGAUCAAUUCUUGAAAUAAUGAACUUCAUUCAAAUGUUCAUGGCCACGAAUUGUGAUGUUCACACUUAUAAUAAAAAAUAUUAUAACAAUGAUAGAUAUUUUAUUAAAUCAUAA
Molecule: messenger RNA, 696 nt
Organism: Macrosiphum euphorbiae (potato aphid)
Lineage: Eukaryota; Metazoa; Arthropoda; Insecta; Hemiptera; Aphididae
Source: the annotation of a GenBank genome assembly